UCAGAACCCGAUAGAUUUGUACGUGUUUGCUGCAACUCCAUUACGAAAGAAUGCGUCUUCUCUGUUUCUUUAAGCAAUGCCUCUCCGUAUUCUCCAUCAAUUCCUACCUCAAAACCUCCAUUUGCUUUUUUUUAUUCACUAUUCUUAAGCCUAAACUCUAAGGAACCCACGAACUACCACCCAUACGACGUUCCAACCAUAUGACUCUGAUAUAAGCCUUCAUAUAUACAGCGUUUUUUUUCCUUCUAUUUGGAACCAAACCCGAAGACCCAUUUACAUUUUCGGUUGUUUUCGGUCUUGGGCAUUGCGUUUGCAGGUAGAAAAAUGAGGACUGGUGGGUGGGUUUUUGCUGUUCUUAUCGUCUUCGGUUUUGUUUGGAGGAUUGGUGCGGAACGGAAUGUGCGUACAGAGCGAAUCUCAGGAAGUGCUGGUGAUGUCUUGGAAGAUGAUCCAGUAGGAAGGCUGAAAGUUUAUGUAUAUGAGCUUCCAAGCAAAUACAACAAAAAGCUUCUUCAGAAGGACCCUAGAUGUCUGACCCAUAUGUUUGCUGCUGAGAUCUUUAUGCAUAGGUUCCUCCUAUCCAGCCCUGUUCGAACCCUUAAGCCUGAAGAAGCAGAUUGGUUUUACACCCCAAUAUACAUCACUUGUGACCUCACACCAACUGGCUUGCCAUUGCCCUUCAAGUCUCCACGGAUGAUGAGAAGUGCAAUACAGCUCAUCUCUUCAAAUUGGCCCUAUUGGAAUCGAACAGAGGGGGCUGAUCAUUUCUUUGUUGUGCCCCAUGACUUUGGAGCCUGCUUUCAUUAUCAGGAAGAGAAAGCUAUUGACCGGGGCAUUCUUCCAUUACUUCAGCGUGCUACCUUGGUUCAGACUUUUGGACAACGUAACCAUGUGUGCCUCAAUGAAGGUUCAAUCACUAUUCCUCCAUAUGCUCCCCCUCAGAAAAUGCAGACCCACCUGAUUCCCCAAGACACUCCACGGUCCAUCUUUGUCUACUUCCGUGGCCUGUUCUAUGAUGUUAAUAAUGAUCCAGAAGGUGGUUAUUAUGCAAGGGGUGCAAGGGCAGCAGUUUGGGAGAACUUUAAGGAUAAUCCACUUUUUGACAUCUCCACUGAUCACCCAACCACAUAUUAUGAGGACAUGCAACGAGCUAUAUUCUGUUUGUGCCCUCUGGGGUGGGCCCCAUGGAGUCCUAGGCUUGUUGAAGCAGUGGUUUUUGGUUGUAUUCCUGUGAUCAUAGCAGAUGAUAUCGUUUUACCCUUCGCCGAUGCCAUCCCAUGGGAGGAAAUCGGAGUGUUUGUGGCUGAGGAAGAUGUCCCUGAUCUAGAUACCAUUCUUACAUCUAUACCUCCAGAUGUAGUCCUAAGGAAACAAAGGCUGCUUGCAAAUCCAUCCAUGAAAUGGGCAAUGAUGUUCCCACAACCCGCACAACCAGGGGACGCUUUUCAUCAGAUACUGAAUGGGCUGGCUCGCAAGUUGCCACAUGACAAGCAUAUUUACUUGAAGCCUGGAGAAAGGAUCUUGAAUUGGACUGCAGGACCUGUUGGGGACCUCAAACCUUGGUAAUGAAGGCAUUGAUUUGUAUAUUCCUGACAAAGGUGUCGACCUGUACCAGAGAUGUAAUUUUCUCUGUUUCUGGAACUUAUGAUUUUUGUAGAGAUGGAUGCAUACAUCCUUUCAGGAAAUUGGAAUAGGAGAUGCAUAUUUUUCCCUGUGCAUCGGCUAAUUCAUAAUUUCUUACA
Messenger RNA from Carya illinoinensis, 1742 nucleotides. RefSeq names its product probable beta-1,4-xylosyltransferase IRX10. NCBI's taxonomy places the organism in Eukaryota, Viridiplantae, Streptophyta, Magnoliopsida, Fagales, Juglandaceae. The coding region runs from base 325 to 1566 and encodes 413 amino acids. Gene Ontology annotation, molecular function: glycosyltransferase activity. Gene Ontology annotation, biological process: glucuronoxylan biosynthetic process; plant-type secondary cell wall biogenesis. The transcript is spliced from 4 exons. The record is from RefSeq and is a predicted model, not a curated record.